Molecule: messenger RNA, 8387 nt
Organism: Phasianus colchicus (ring-necked pheasant)
Lineage: Eukaryota; Metazoa; Chordata; Aves; Galliformes; Phasianidae
Source: RefSeq, a predicted model, not a curated record
GCACGCGCGCGACCGUUAGGGAGGCGCGUGGACGCGGGACAGAAUCCCCCCGGGGCGCACGCGCGCGGCCGUUAGAGAUGCGCGUGGACGCGGCACGACGUCCCGCCAACCUUACGCGCCCGCGGCUCUUUGCGCCCUCCCUGCCCCGCGCGCACUCCGACCAAUCAGCGCCCGGCGGAGGGCCCGAGGGAGGAGCGCGGCGAUGUUAGCAGCCGCGGGCAGGUCCUGCCGGGCGCCGGGCGGAGAGCCGGCCCCCUCCUCGUCUGUCGUCUGUCGAGAGCAGAACCUGUCUUGAAAUACACCCCCCACGCCCCGUCCUGUUAGUUCCGUACAUGCCCACGCCGCCCAUGUGGCCGCGCCGCAGAGGCUGCUGCCCCGCUUAGGUGUAGGUCGGAGGAAGGCGGGGGGGCGGGAGGUGCGGCUGCAGCGCGGAGCGGAACGGAGAGGAGGAAACCGGCGCCAAUCUUGGAGGAGGAGGGAAAUACGACCGGCUGAGCUUUUCCCUACCUCGGGCUGAACGUGAGUUCAGGUGACGCCGCCGCCGGCCUGCGGCUGCUUCACGGCACGGCCGGCUGCAAUCAGUGCCGGAGCCGCUCGCUUUACCUCUCGAGGACCCUUCAGCCCCUUCUAUUGACGGGAGAGAUUUGUAUCCAGAGGAAAAUCGGAUUAAUAUAAACUAUGCGGAGCUUGGCGGGGAUAUCUGGAGACUAACCUGUCUGCAUGGCUAAUCUUGAAAUUGUCUGAAAUAAAUCCUCGGCGCAAGGAAGAGCGAGAUACUUUCAAUUAGUAUUUUUUUUCUUUCCGUUGGUGCUUUUCUUCCCACCCCCUUUACACGAGUUUAACCCUUCCACUCCGAGGUUUUUAUGGGAGAAUGGGACACAUGCCGGAAGAUUCCCUACGUUUGAUGAAUAUCACAGGGGUAACAGUUGCCGUCAUCCUUGCGGUAUGAAAGGUGCUGUGGGGAUGUGUGCUGCUGGCUGAGAUGGAUCCAUCCUUCUGUGUUGCUGUUAGCAAUGUGCCGAAGGAUCCGGAUUUACUGAAGUACUGACGCCAAUAAACUUACUCUCCUUCCCUGUUGAAGGCAUUGGAUGUGACAGCGCGGAGAAACAUGUGUUUCACAUUUCUGACUGGUUGUUUUGGUGCAGUCAAUACUUCCACAAGAAACAUUGACUUCGUGGGUAAUUAUAAUACAGCGAGGCACACGGAGUGCUGCUUUCGGGCUGCAUGCAAAGUGAGCACAAAUCAAAGAGUCCUCGGUUCCUGUGAAGUGGGGCUUUCUGUUCCCCCAAAACUCCGGGGCAGAGGCAGCUGGCAAUGUUCCCAGCCCACCAAAGAGAGCCUGGCCUCGGGGUGCAGAGUGAGCGAUGACCAAAGCGCUGUCAGGAGUGGCAGGCAGUCGGAUCGGAUGGGGAUCGGUGAGGCAAUGAUGGUUGGAAGGAAAGUGGAUCGUGAAAUUAUUGCCCAGAGGAAUAGCAGGCGAGAUGAAAUGAUGAUGAAGUUAAACUUCUGUUUCUUCUUCUGUCGACGAUGGUGGGCGUUUCUGUUGCUACAGCUCCACAUGUUGCAAGCGCUGGCACAAGAUGAUGUUGCUCCAUACUUCAAGACAGAGCCAGGCCUGCCCCAGAUACACCUGGAAGGAAAUCGACUCGUACUUACGUGCCUUGCUGAAGGCAGCUGGCCCUUGGAAUUCAAGUGGUUACACAAUGACAGUGAAAUAACCACCUUCUCCAGUGAAUACAAGUACAUCAUUCCAGCUUUGCAGAGGUCUGAUGCUGGCUUUUAUCAAUGCAUUGUGCGAAACAGAAUGGGGGCAUUGCUGCAAAGAAGAUCUGAAGUUCAAGUGGCAUAUAUGGGAAAUUUCAUGGACACAAACCAGAAAAAAAGAGUGACUGAAGGAGAAGCUGCAGUUCUAAACUUCAUGCACAUCUUCAGCUAUCCAAGACCACAAGUGACGUGGUUUAGAGAUGGGCACAAGAUCAUUCCUAGCAGCAGAAUAGCCAUAACGCUGGAGAAUCAGCUGGUGAUCCUUGCGACGUCAGUGGUGGAUGCAGGAGGCUACUAUGUCCAGGCUGUCAAUGAAAAGAACGGCGAGAACAAGACAAGCCCACUUAUUCAUCUCAGCAUAGCGAGUGCCACGGACCCAUCUGACACCACGGCUCCCAUCAUCGUCAUCCCUCCGCAGAACACGAGCAUUGUAGCGGGGAGCAGCGAGGUCACACUGGAAUGUGUAGCCAGUGCAAGACCUGUUGAGAGACUAAGCAUAGUGUGGAAGAGAAAUGGAAUGAAAAUCACCAGUGGAAUUAGCAGUUUUGGGAGACGCCUCACGAUCACCAACCCAACCUCUGCUGAUGUUGGGAUGUACUUCUGCGAAGCAAAACUGACGGACAGCACAGAGGAACCAGCGAGAGCCAAAGCCUUCAUUUCUCUAAUGGAACCACCACAUUUCACUGCGGAGCCCGAGAGCGUGAUUUUGGCUGAAGUGGAGAAAGAUGUGGACAUCCUGUGCCAAGCAAUGGGUGUUCCCAUUCCUUCCCUGGUUUGGUAUAAGGAUUCUGUUCCCCUCAGCAAGCUGCAAAACCCCCGCUACAAAGUCCUGCUGAGCGGGGGGCUGCGCAUCCACGCGCUGCGUCCUCAGGAUGCGGGGAUCUUCCAGUGCUUCGCCAGCAACAAAGCUGGGGAGAUACAGACCUACACCUACCUGGAUGUGACCAACAUUAAGCCAGCAUUUAUACAGCCUCCAGAGGACACCACUGUGACUGAGGGGAUGACUGCCAUGCUGACCUGUGAAGUUUCGGGGGCCCCAAAACCUGCCAUCUCGUGGAAGAAAGGAAACCAGAUCUUAGCCAGUGGCUCAGUUCAGAUUCCUCGGUUCAUUCUUCUGGAAUCCGGAGGGCUCCAGAUAACGCCCGUGUUCCUUCAGGAUGCUGGCAAUUAUACUUGCCAUGCAGUCAACUCCGAAGGAGCUCUGAAUGCUUUUGUGAUGCUGACAGUGUGGAAUCGGACUUUCAUUGUUCACCCUCCUGAGAAUAGCACUGUGAUCAAAGGAACUACAGCCACUCUGCGAUGUGAAGCAACUCAUGAUCCUAGAAUUUCAAUCAGAUAUGUUUGGAAGAAGGACAGUGUUGUAAUAAAUCCAUCCAGCAGUUCCAGGAUCACGGUAGAGAAAGAUGGAACCCUCCUCAUCAGCCAGACGUGGUCGGGUGACAUCGGGGACUAUACUUGUGAGGUCAUUUCUUUUGGAGGAAACGAUUCCCGAAUGGCUCGACUAGAAGUGAUCGAGCUGCCUCAUUCCCCUCAGAAUCUUCUGGCCAUCCUGAACUCCUCGUACAGCCGCAGUGUGGUGCUUUCCUGGGUGCGUCCUUUUGAUGGAAACAGCCCUGUUCUCUACUACAUGGUCGAGCUCUCUGAGAACAAUUCUCCCUGGAAGGUUCACCUAUCAAAUCUGGACCCGAAGAUGACCAGUGUCACUGUGAGUGGACUCACCCCAGCCCGAACCUACCAGUUCAGGGUGUGUGCAGUUAACCAGGUGGGAAAAGGCCAGUACAGCUCCGAGACCAGCAGGUUGAUGCUACCUGAGGAGCCACCCAGUGCCCCUCCUAAAAACAUCGUGGCCAGCGGCCGCACCAAUCAGUCCAUCAUGGUCCAGUGGCAGCCUCCUCCUGAAAGUGAACAUAACGGAGUUCUUCAUGGGUACAUCCUAAGGUAUCGUCUGGCUGGCCUCCCUGGAGAAUACCAGUAUAAAAACAUUACCAGUGCAGAAAUUAACUACUGCUUAGUGACAGACCUGAUCAUUUGGACCCAGUAUGAAAUCCAGGUGGCAUCUUACAAUGGAGCUGGGCUGGGAGCCUUCAGCAGACCUGUGACUGAGUACACUCUGCAGGGAGUGCCGACAGCUCCGCCACAGAACGUGCAGGUGGAAGCCGUGAACUCCACCACCAUCCAGUUCCUCUGGAGCCCUCCACCCCAGCAGUUCAUCAAUGGUAUUAACCAAGGAUACAAGCUCCUCGCGUGGCCAGUGGAUGCUCCAGGGACUGUGACAGUGGUCACAAUUGCUCCAGAUUUCCACGGUGUUCACAGUGGCUGCAUCACCAACCUGAAGAAGUACACCACUUACUACACAUCAGUUCUGUGCUUCACCACCCCUGGCGAUGGGCCGCGCAGCGCACCGCAGCUCCUGCGCACGCUGGAAGACAAGCCGGGAGCUGUGGGACACCUGAGUUUCACUGAGAUUCUGGACACGUCUCUCAAGGUCAGCUGGCAAGAACCUGUAGAGAAAAAUGGCAUCAUUACAGGCUACCAGCUCUCCUGGGAGGUGUAUGGCAGGAACGAAUCCCGGCUCAGCCGCACGCUCACCAACACGACUCUGGAGUACAAGAUCACGGGGCUGUCGUCUCUCACCACGUACACCAUCGAGGUGGCAGCUGUGACUGCGAAAGGGAGCGGGUGGGUCACGUCCUCCACCAUCUCAUCUGGGGUGCCUCCAGAACUUCCAGGCGCUCCAUCCAACCUGGUGAUCUCCAACAUCAGCCCUCGCUCUGCCACACUUCAGUUCCGUCCAGGCUAUGAUGGCAAGACCUCCAUCUGCAAGUGGAUAGUGGAAGGCCAGGUGGGCGUACUGGGUGAUGAAGAGGAGUGGGUGAGUCUCCACGAGGUGGACAAUGAACCUGAUGCUCAGAUGCUGGAGGUACCAAACCUUACUCCUUACACUCAUUACAGGUUCCGGAUGCGGCAGGUGAACGUGGUGGGUGCCAGCCCACUGAGCCAGCCCUCACGUGUCAUCCAGACCCUGCAAGCCCCUCCAGACGUGGCCCCCAGCAGCGUGAGCGUGCGCACGGCCAGCGAGAGCAGCCUGCGGAUGCGCUGGGUGCCCCUGCCCGACACGCAGUACAAUGGCAACCCAGAGUCUGUGGGGUACCGCAUCAAGUUCUGGCGCGUGGAUCUGCAGCCUUCCGCCCUGCUGAAGGUCAUCAACGACCGGCUGGAAAGGGAGUGCACCAUCGAGGAGCUGGAGGAGUGGACGGAGUACGAGCUGCAGAUCCAGGCCUUCAACGCCAUUGGGGCAGGACCGUGGAGCGAAGUGGUGCGAGGUCGGACGCGGGAGUCCGUUCCCUCUGCUCCUCCUGAGAACGUGUCUGCUGAAGCUGUGAGCUCAACUCAGAUCCUUCUGACAUGGUCUGCAGUCCCCGAGUCAGAGCAAAAUGGUCUCAUCCUGGGUUACAAGAUACUUUACAAAGCAAAAGAUUUAGACUCUGAACCAAGGAGCCAAACAGUAAGAGGCAACCACACACAGUCCUGCCUGCUGUCCGGCCUGCGCAAGUUUGUGCUCUAUGAGAUCCGGGUGUUGGCAUUCACUCGCAUUGGGGAUGGAGUCCCCAGCUCUCCUGCUGUUACUGAGAGAACCAAGGAUGAUGCCCCCGGGCCACCCAUCAGGCUGGUGUUCCCUGAGGUGAGGCUGACAUCAGUGCGCAUCGUCUGGCAGCCACCAGAGGAGCCCAACGGCAUCAUCCUGGGCUAUCAGAUUGCAUAUCGGCUGGCCAGCAGCAGCCCCAACAAGUUCACAACGGUGGAGGUGGGCUCAACAGUCCGGCAGUUCACUGCUACUGACCUCACCCCCGAGUCAGCAUACAUCUUCCGGACAUCUGCCAAGACCCGGCAGGGCUGGGGAGAGCCUCUGGAAGCCACGGUGAUUACGACAGAGAAAAGAGAGCGCCCGGCCCCCCCCCAGCAGCUGACCACCCCCCAGACCGACGUGUCAUCGCGGAGCCUGCAGUUGCAUUGGGUCCCUGGAAGUGAUGGAUCGUCACCCAUACGAUAUUUUACAGUCCAAGUGCGAGAGCUGCCCGACGGAGACUGGCAAACCUACUCCUCUUCCAUCAGCCACGAGGCAACGUCCUGCAUUAUUGAGAGCUUGAACCCGUUCACCUCUUACAAGCUGCGUGUGAAAGCCACCAACGACAUCGGGGACAGCGACUUCAGUGCCGAGACGGAGGCGGUGACAACGCUGCAGGAUGUUCCAGAUGAACCCCCUGGUUCUGUUCUGGUCACUCCCCACACCACUUCGUCUGUCCUUGUGCAGUGGCAGCCACCCAAAGCAGAGAGUUUGAACGGGCUGCUGUUGGGGUACCGCAUCUACUACAGGGAGCUGGAUUACGACGCUGGGUCUGCAACUGAAUCCAAAGCUGUCAGGAACCCCUCAGCUUUAAGAGCUGAGCUCACACCCCAAAGCAGCUUCAAGACAGUGAACAGCAGCUCUGCAUUAACGACGUAUGAAUUAACACAGUUGAAGAAAUACAAGAGAUAUGAAGUGUUGAUGACAGCAUAUAAUGUCAUUGGUGAGAGCCCUACCAGCACACCAGUGGAAGUGUUCGUGGGUGAAGCAGCACCAGCGAUGGCCCCACAGAACAUCCAAGUAAACUCCCUUUCUGCAAGCCAGCUGGAGCUCACCUGGGACCCACCUCCUGCCGACAGCCAAAAUGGGAAUAUACAAGGCUACAAGAUUUAUUACUGGGAGAGCGACGUCCAGAAUGACACGGAGAAAGUGAAGGUCCUUUUCCUCCCUGAGACAACAGUCCGCCUCAAAAACCUGACCAGCCACACGAGGUACUUGGUCUGCAUCUCCGCCUUCAAUGCAGCAGGGGACGGCCCCAGGAGCAGACCCUCGGCGGGCAGGACACACCAGGCUGCACCCAGUGCUCCCAGCUUCUUGGCGUUCUCUGAAAUCACUUCCACGACACUCAAUGUGUCUUGGGGCGAGCCGACAGCAGCAAAUGGAGUCCUGCAGGGUUAUCGAGUAGUCUAUGAGCCUUUGGCUCCCGUCCAGGGGGUCAGUAAGGUGGUGACUGUGGAUAUUAAAGGGAACUGGCAACGCUGGCUAAAGGUCCGAGAUCUUACCAAGGGCAUGACUUAUUUAUUCAGAGUGCAAGCCCGAACCAUUGCCUAUGGUCCUGAACUGCAAGCCAACGUCACAGCUGGGCCAGCAGAAGGGUCUCCCGGCUCCCCUCAGGAAAUCCUAGUGACAAAAUCUGCUUCUGGGCUGACGGUACAAUGGACUGAGGGGGAUUCUGGAGAAAAACCCACAACUGGGUACAUUAUAGAGGCACGUCCCUCAGAUGAAGGACUGUGGGACAUGUUUGUGAAGGACAUUCCUCGCAGCGCUACCUCCUACACUGUCAGCCUGGACAAACUCAAACAGGGCGUGACGUAUGAAUUUCGGGUGGUGGCUGUCAAUGAAUUUGGCUAUGGGGAGCCAAGUGUUCCCUCCGUGGCAGUAUCAGCACAAACAGAAGCCCCGUUCUAUGAGGAGUGGUGGUUUCUCCUGGUGAUGGCUCUCUCAAGUCUGAUCCUGAUCCUGCUGGUGGUAUUUGCUUUGGUCCUGCAUGGCCAGAGCAAGAAGUACAAGAACUGCAGCACAGGUAAGACCAUCUCCAAUGUGGAAGAGUCAGUCACCUUGGAUAAUGGGGGCUUCACUGCUCUGGAGCUCAACAGCAGACACCUAAACAUCAAGAGCACAUUCUCAAAGAAAAAUGGAACCAGGUCUCCUCCUCGCCCAAGCCCAGGUGGGCUGCACUACUCUGAUGAGGAUAUCUGCAACAAGUACAAUGGAGCUGUGCUGACUGAGGGCUUGGGACUCAACGAGAAGCCCUUAGAAAUGUCAGAGUCAGAGGCCACCGACUCAGAUUACGAAGACGAGCUGCCAAAGCAUUCCUUUGUGAACCAUUACAUGAGCGAUCCCACGUACUACAACUCCUGGAAGCGGCAGCAGAAAGGGGUGAAGCACCCAACAUCCUACAGAUACGAGGAGUGCUCCGCCAGCGAGACAGAACCCUAUUUCCAGACUGUCAUCACGACACAGAGCUCAGGAGGGGUGUACACCCCAACGGGACAGCCUGCACCCGGCUCCCGGACUCCAGUGACAGGCUUCUCCUCCUUCGUCUGACACGGGGUGGGAGGGAAGAGCCCGGCCGCGAUGCCGGCGCUGCUUGGGGUCACCCACAGCAGUGACCAGCGGCGAACUGUGGGCAGCUUCUCUAUCAGGGUAGAGCGGAUGGGAACACGGAUGAGGCUGAUCUGGUUUUGUUUUUUAUUUGGUUUUUCAGUUUGUUUUGGGUUUGGGGUUUUUUUUUUUGUUGUUGUUGUUGUUGAUGAUGAUGAUUUUUUUUGUUGUUUUGUUUUGUUUUCCUGAAGACAAUCAAUUCUCAAAACACGGAGCUGAACUAGCCGAACCUUUGCUUAAAAAAAAAUAAAAGGGUGGGGAGGGGGGUGGGGGGGAAGGAAUUCUGCAAAGUGAUGAUUUUAACCACUUGUGAAUAGUUGGGGUUUUUUAACCACUUUUUUGUAACACUGCUUCAGGAAGCAGCUCCCGUGCCCUCUCUUCCCUCUUUCUUUCU